CUUUUCCACAAUGUUGAAUGCUUAGUCUCGCUAGUCUGGACAUACGGCAGACGAUUCCUGCCGUAGGAGUUGGUGCGCAUAUCGGAGUGAUUCAUCUAUACUCUAGUGAAUACCAGCAAACGGCUAGCCCGGAUGCGUUCCAUCUCUAGGGAGGAGCCGGGCUCGUUGAACGGAUAUUCAUGACUCUGAGUGGAUCUCUGCGCAGAGGCGAUAUUGUUCUGCUCAGGUCUCCUGCGAUUCUGAAUAUUCUCAUGCUACAAUCAAACGCAUCGUCGCGUCGCAAGGCGAUAACGAGCAGCCUGUUGCCUCCACGUUCAAGCAAAAUAGAUCUGCAUGGGUGGAAGGCAUAUCUUUGGGAGCUGGCGUGUAUCGAGGGGUUGGCUUCCGUAGCGGAGUCAGAUAUACUUGAUAUACUUGAGGACGCGCACGUUUCCAAUGGAUGUUGCUCCUUGUCCACGUUGACAGAGUGCCCGAAGAUCAUACUGCAGCUCGUUCUCUGCACUUGGUAUGCCUAGUUUGGUCGUGGUCAAGACUCAAGGGCUCAUCAGAAUUACCAUCCCGUUUCUGGGACGCGGGGGCCUGGCAAUCGGACGUUCUACAGUGCAGGCGCAUCACCAGUUCCCGAAUCUUGUUUACUAUGCGGCUGGACAAUCGAUCUUGCACACCUGCGUCUAUCGGGCACCUGUAGUUCUGAACCACCAACUGCUUGUGGAUGAUCUGUUGUCGAUGCUCGCAUUUCGAUUGCACUACAGGCUUUCGACGUUUGUCUGCAACAUACAGCAGGGCCAGAGCCUCGCGGUUACGCACCGAGACCUACGCAGCUAAUCUAUCCAUUCAUCCGUCCUGCCUUUCUGCCUUCUCUCGAUCCAUGGGUCAUUAGAAGUAUUUGUUCGCAGACAAUGAGUUCAUUUUGUAAUAUGGAAGUCCUAUUGCAAAAUUUCAUAAAUUAUCUCGAGAUGAGUGUAACGAUUCCACAUCUCAUGCACUUAUCCCACACCAUAGCGGCGUUAGAGAAGUGCAGGUCCCCACGCCACCGAAUCGUGAUCGCGAGGGCGGACGACAACAUGGGCAAAUAGAAGCCAUACUUCUCAUCGCACUGCCAGGAUGCCCCGCCGCGACCGCUCCGCUUCACCUGAUGCCUCCAACAAGAGGUCAACCCAAAAUAGGUCUUCCCGCUACGACGACGACAGACGCGACCGGGAUCGCUACCGCGAGGAUAGGCACCGUGACGACCGGAGGAGAGACUCUCACAGGGAUGAUAGGAGAGAUGACCGGGACCGAGAGAGGGAUCGUAGGCGCUCUCGUUCGCGGGACCGCAGGUCACGCUCGAAGGAUCGGGAUCGACGCGCGGCGUCCCCUGCACGGCCAGCUGCUGCGCCAUCCGCAACCACUCCCCUAGCGCCGGAGGAUGAAAAGAUACGUGCCCGGAAGGAGAAACUCGAGGCCUGGAAGAAGGAACGCGAGGCCAAGAAGGCGUUGGAUGAGGCCAAAGCCAAAGCCAUGGCUCUUGCCGGAAAGUCUGCAGGCAAAGCUGCAGGCAAACCCUCAGGUGAGCUUUCCGCUCCUCCUGUCGCUGGUCAACUCAACCGCGCCGCCCUCGGUGGGCUGGGACUCAAAGGACUCCCUCUGAAAUCCGAACUCGUCAAAUCCAAAGUCAAAGUGGGUGUAAUGGACGACUCUGUCGAGAGCACGCGUAAAUUGGAGACAUUGGGAGACAUGCCCGACAUCGACAUGACUAUGGCCGACGGUGAAGCAAAAGUCGGUGAUCUGGAAAACGACGACGAUGACGAUGAGGAGGCGAACCAAGUGGACUUGGCGUCCAAGCUCAAGGCUAAGGAGGCCGGACUGCUAUGGACGUUGAUGACGACGAAACAGAAGGUGUCAGGCGCGACUCACCGGUCUCGUAUCCGGCUCGAUGAGCGAAUGGCCGACGAAGAGGGCGGCGAUGGAGAUGAGAAUGCUAUUGAUGAAUUGGACGCGACCGAGUUGAACCCCGAGGAUAUUUUGGCGUUGGCCGCGAAGAAGGCGAGAAAGAAGGAAAUCGCAACUGUCGACCAUUCUCGCGUCAAGUACCAGCCAUUCCGUCGCGAGUUCUACAUUCCCCCACCUGAUAUCGCAGCGAUGACGGACGAAGAGGCCGACAAUCUGAGAUUGGAGCUCGACGGCAUCAAAAUUCGCGGGGUUGAUUGUCCUCGUCCUGUCACGAAAUGGAGCCAUUUUGGGUUGGCUGCUAACUGUCUUGACGUAAUCAAGCGCCUGAACUAUACCGCUCCCACUUCCAUCCAAGCACAAGCCAUUCCUGCCAUCAUGUCUGGCCGAGACAUUAUCGGUGUCGCUAAAACCGGUUCAGGCAAGACGGUUGCGUUCUUGUUACCCCUAUUCCGGCAUAUCAAGGACCAGCGUCCUCUGGAACAGAUGGAGGGACCCAUGGCGAUGGUCAUGACUCCAACGCGAGAGUUGGCUGUUCAAAUUCACAAAGAUUGCAAACCUUUCUUGAAGGCGAUGAACUUGCGGGCCGUGUGUGCUUACGGCGGAUCACCCAUCAAAGACCAGAUCGCAGAGUUGAAGAAGGGGGCAGAAAUCAUCGUGUGCACUCCAGGACGGAUGAUUGAUCUGUUGACUGCCAACUCUGGGAGGGUCACAAAUUUGAAGCGAGUGACAUACGUGGUUUUGGAUGAAGCGGACCGGAUGUUUGACAUGGGUUUCGAGCCUCAGGUGAUGAAGAUCAUCAACAACAUCCGGCCAGAUCGCCAGACUGUCUUGUUUUCGGCCACAUUCCCGAAGCAGAUGGACGCGCUGGCCCGUAAAAUUCUGCAGAAACCGUUGGAGAUCACGGUCGGUGGCCGUUCGGUCGUCGCUGCGGAAAUUGAGCAAAUCGUUGAAAUUCGCGCCGAGGAUACCAAGUUCAACCGGCUGCUCGAGAUUCUGGGCCAGAUGUACAACGAGGAUCCAGAGUGUCGGACACUGGUCUUUGUCGAUCGCCAGGAGGCUGCGGAUAAUCUCCUCCGCGAGCUCAUGCGCAAGGGCUAUCUGUGCAUGUCUCUGCACGGUGGGAAGGAUCAGGUGGAUCGGGAUUCCACCAUCGCCGACUUCAAAGCUGGCGUCGUCCCGAUCGUCAUUGCCACCUCCGUUGCGGCGCGUGGUCUGGACGUUAAGCAGCUCAAGCUUGUGAUCAACUACGAUGCGCCGAAUCAUAUGGAGGAUUACGUCCACCGCGCAGGUCGCACUGGCAGAGCUGGCAACAAAGGCACAUGUGUGACUUUCCUGACCAGCGAGCAGGACCGAUACGCCGUCGAUUUAUACCGCGCUUUGAAGGCCAGCAAUGCGAAGGUGUCUCCCGAGCUGGAGGAGAUGGCGAAUGCUCAAGUCGGCAAGGCGCAUGCCUCGGGCUCCGGAUUCGGAGGCAAGGGUCUGGAUCGAUUGGACCUGGAACGGGACCUCAAAGCACGUGCCGAGCGCAAGGCUUAUGGCGAGGAGGCAGGUCCGGAAGAGAAGGUGACUGCUGCCGAGGAGACGACGGUCAAGGCGACAGCCUCGAGCACAGACGACAUGACAUUCGGUAACUUCAAGGUCGAGAUCAAACGUGGGCCAGCGCCCGACUCGAGCAAGAAUCUGCAAGGCGUAUCGAGUGCGAUCGCAGCUGCGCGUCGGUUGGUGCAGCAAAAAGAGGAGGAGCGGAUCCAGGCCCAGGUCAAAGUUGCGGAGGAAGCCGCGGCCAGGGCGGGCAAGGACACGCCGGCGCACAAGCAGGCGUUGAGUGUCGUCGCCAAGCUCAAUGCGCAGAUGCGCGCGUCGAAGCUGAGCUUGCAAAGUGCGCUGCAGUCCGAAGAUAUCAGCGGUCGGAAGGGCGGCACGGAUGCGACCGACUUCCAUGCCAUCAUCCCCAUCAACGACUAUCCCCAGAAGGCCCGCUGGCGUGUUACUAACAAAGAGACGAUGGUCCAGCUUAUUGAUAUGACUGGUGCCUCGGUGACUAACAAGGGUAUCUAUUACGAGCCGGGCAAGGAACCAGGAAUGGACGCGCCCCCGAAAUUGCAUUUGCUCGUUGAGUCGAACGAAGAAUACCGGGUCGAGCAAGCUGUGCGCGAAAUCAAACGUCUGCUGGUCGAAGCGUCGGCCGCGGCUCUCCAAGCCGAGAUGCGGAAUCCCAGUGCUCCAACAGGCAGAUACAGUGUGAUCUGAGUCUCCGUAGCACACACAUACUUACAGACCGUAACUCUUCCUCAUACUACUGCUGUAACCCGUCUCUUUCACUUUCUUC
Molecule: messenger RNA, 4261 nt
Organism: Mycena citricolor
Lineage: Eukaryota; Fungi; Basidiomycota; Agaricomycetes; Agaricales; Mycenaceae
Source: the annotation of a GenBank genome assembly